Molecule: messenger RNA, 1334 nt
Organism: Entelurus aequoreus (snake pipefish)
Lineage: Eukaryota; Metazoa; Chordata; Actinopteri; Syngnathiformes; Syngnathidae
Product: cilia- and flagella-associated protein 20-like
Exons: 7
Coding region: 165-764 (199 amino acids)
Biological process (GO): regulation of cilium beat frequency involved in ciliary motility; positive regulation of cell motility; cilium assembly
Cellular component (GO): motile cilium; ciliary basal body
Source: RefSeq, a predicted model, not a curated record
UAGGCUUUCAAAGUAAAAGCACAUGCAGUGUUUGUUUACCCUAAGUUUUAUAAAGGGAUGCUUUUGAAAAGUCAAAUGUCACAUACAAUCAGGCUUGCUGGACUUGAAAAAAAGUAAAAGAAACAUUCCAAUAUUAAAAAAAAAAAAAAAAAAAAAAAAGCCAAAUGACGACGAUGUCGCAGCGUGUCGCUAAAAGCAUCGGGAGCAAACCUCUUCAGAUUUGGGACACAAAGGUGAAGAAUGGUCAUAUAAAACGAGUUACAGACAAUGACAUCAACUCGCUUGUGCUGGAGGUGGAGGGUGCAAACGUCAGUACGAACUACAUCACGUGUCCAGCUGACCCCAGGCAGACGCUUGGCAUCAAGAUGCCUUUUCUCGUGAUGAUUGUCAAGAAAACCAGGAAAUAUUUCAGCUUUGAAGUCCAGGUGUUGGACGAUCAGAAUUUACGCCGACGGUUUCGGGCAAGCAAUCAUCACAGCACGACGCAAGUCAACUCAUUCAUGUGCACCAUGCCGAUUAAUGUUGAUGAUUGCUGGAACCAGUUUCAGUUUAACUUGGCUGAUAUUACCAUGAGGGCUUAUGGAACCAGUUAUGUCGAGACACAACGUGUGCAGAUGCAUGCAAAUUGUCGUAUUAGGAGGGUGUAUUUCACAGAUAAACGGUAUACAGAGGACGAGCUCCCGCCAGAGUUUAAGCUGGUUAUUCCUGUCAAGAAACAAGACGGAAGCAAAAAGGGAGGUUCCAGAGUUGCUCCAUUAGCAUAGACCUAAAAUAGUUUUGAGCAUUUUUCUUUAAUGUGAAAAACCUUACAAUACCCCUAAAACAUAUAUACAGUGUAAUAUUGUCGUUUGAAACAAAUAAGCUUCUAGUUAAUUGUGGGAUUUCCUUUAUUUUCAUAAACAAAUCCCACUGAACUUGCAUGACUUACUGAAGUUAAAUUGUGUUUUGUUCAUUGCAAAACAAUGUUCCUCGUGUUAAGAAUGAUGUAAAUAUCUCUUGUGAAAAAUAAUAAACAACAACUAAGUAUAUUUUUUGUAAACUAAAGCUUGGGCCAAAAAAAAGCCAAAAAUGUUGCAUGUUGUUGGACAACAUAAGACUGCUUUAAACGUGACACAUUUCAUUCAUGAAUUAAAAUGAAUGAUACAUUGUGUAAACUUACACUAAAGAAUACUGCAAUAUUCAUUGUGACUUUUGUUUGUGUAAAAACAAAACAAAAAAGUUUGAGAUAUUUGGCUUUUGGGUAAAAACUUCAGGACAAGCCUAACCUUUGCCUCUUUCUUGUUAUGUCCUAUAGUUAAGCAUCAGGUGUUCCCACAAGUGAUCAUGAAAUCACC